UAAUAGUCAUAUUCAAAAAAAGGGGUCGACACUCACUCUUGACAUAAAAUUAAUUAUUCCGGUAUACUUAAAUUUACAAAAAUAAAUUGACAUCAUGAAGUUUGGUAAUUUGUCAUCAAAUCAUUUUUGUUCUCUAAAUGUGAAUUAUUUAUUAAUUUUUGAAAUGACACUGACGACCAUUUUUUUUUUAAUUUGAUUGUACCUACUUAUGUAAGUUUUACUACAAGAAACGUCAAAGCGAAUAAGUUAAGGACUAAUAUGUACUUCGUCAUAGCUCAUGGUACCGUUAUUGUCAAUGACAAGACAAGAUACUAAUGAUUCUGUGUCAAUUAAUUCUUACUGACACUGAAAAAUGUUGACAAUUUAAUAGUCUGUUAUACAUCGAUUAAAUUUUAGAUGUAUUUAGAUAUACCAGUUUUAUUUGUCCAUCGACCAUAAUAAAAAAAAUAACGCUUGCUGAUUGUUAUAACGCUGAAUUUACUCAGUAUUGCAUUUAGCAAGAAUAUCAUUCGCGGUUAAUAAUGUUUGAGUACAAUAAACUCAUAUCAGUCCACAAUUGGAGGCACCACCAUUGGAUAUUUAGUUGUCAUGACUACUCCAACGAACACAAAUGUGACCCCCAAAAUAUUUACCGUUUUACGUGCAGCAUUCGUCUGAAGAAGCCUCAGAAAUGGAAGACGAAAAUUCAUGGGUCUUUGACUCGUUGGUAGCUUUUUUAAAUGGACCUAUCUGGAGCGCCCCAUUGGAUAGUUUUAUUGAAGAAAAAUCCCUGAUUUUCGAACCUAAUGUUACCGACAAUGAGGAAUAUAAGAAUAUUUUUGACGAGUUUAAGAAUUUGGUAGAUUUUAUGUUAGGCAGCUUCAUGGAAGACAUCGGAAUCACUCCUGAUCAGUUUGAAGAAGCAUGUAAUAAAGGUUACACAUAUCACGUCAGUUUCAAUAAGAAUAUUUUUGAACAAAUCUGGGCCGCAAACGACUAUGAAAUGUUCAAGCGAAUGAUGACACAAAGAAAUGUUGAAUUGCAAUUAGAAGCAUUGGAACUGAUCGAGAGGAAAUAUGGAAUCACACCACAGUCGUUUCUUCCCAAGAAAAAGGAUGAUAAAGUUGAAACUGCGGUCACAAUCGAAAAGUCCUCAGAUUUUGAAAAGGAAAUUCUAAAUGAAGUUGCAAAAAAUUUUCCAAAAGAAGAAGCCUCAUCUUCAAAACCCGUAGAAGAGGUUCAGUAUAUUUUAGAAGAGAAAGAAAUCCUCGAAAAAGCUUUAAAAAAGACAAAAGAAUUGAAGGUGAUCGAGGAAAAAGUUGAUGUCAUAAAAACGGAAACGAAGGCUGAAAUAAAUUACGACAGAAAGCAAACUGAGAUAAACCCUGUCGAAUUACAAAAACGUCAAGAGUAUCUUCGAGCCCAACGUGACAAGUUGGUAGCCCUGAAAAAAGAGGCUCGAAAGAAACAUUUGGGUUCUGAGAACGGCACGGACGUUAAGACCAAGAUUCGGCCAAAGUCGGCUAAGGCUGCUGAAGCCGUUCUUUCGGGCGAGAAGCCCGAGUCUCAGCAACUGCAGCUGCGUAAGGCGCUAGCCGAGCGUUUGAAAACAGAGGUCGUGUCAAACAAAAUCUAACUUUCUGCUUAUAUUUAUUACCUAAAUAUAACGAGUACAUUUUUACAUAUCUUUUUAAAAACAUUAAUUACAAAUUAAAAUGAUAAAUAGAAAAUGGCCUUUUAGAACUGUAUAAAAAAUAUCAUAAGGCUGCCAUUUGUAAAAGGCUGGGAGUUGCACUUAGAUGCAGCUUCCAGUAACAGGUAUGGUGAUAUAUUCGCUCCGUUGUACGUUGCUUUGGAUGUUUGUCUUAUUUAUACUACAGCUAAAUCUAUGAGAUGUUGAGUCGAGCGAAUAUAUCGAAUUAAAUUAUAAUAUGUACAGAGACGUUUCAUGUAAUAUCCACAUUACAAAAUGAGGGCGUUUGGUAUUUCCAACCAUUUUCUAUGUAAAAUACUGAUCGAUAAAUUAAACUAGGUUUUAAAUCAUUAAGUAAUGUAGAUUAAGAAAUUAAAAUGGACAAAAUAAAAUCUUUU
Tribolium madens (black flour beetle) is the source of this 2070-nucleotide messenger RNA. Its product is annotated as cilia- and flagella-associated protein 36. The record is from RefSeq and is a predicted model, not a curated record. The transcript is spliced from 6 exons. Lineage: Eukaryota; Metazoa; Arthropoda; Insecta; Coleoptera; Tenebrionidae. Bases 671 to 1615 code for a protein of 314 amino acids. Gene Ontology annotation, cellular component: ciliary base; axoneme.